UCUCGAAAGCCACCGACGACCCACAGCACCGCACGCAAUCCGAGUCCGUGUAUAUACAACGAAAUACCCCGAACGAAUAUUCACAAAGGAGAAUAAAAGUACAAAAGAAGAAAGCGCAAUGGCCGACUCUGUUCAGAAAAUCACCGAGUACCCGCAGGAGUUCUUGAAGGAAGGCGUGACUUUUGUUAACCGCUGCGCGAAGCCUAGCAAGAAGGAGUACAUCAAAAUCAUCCAGACCGUCGGUAUGGGCUUCGUCGUCAUGGGCGCGAUUGGAUACCUCGUCAAGCUUAUCCAUAUUCCUAUCCGACACCUGAUUACCGUUUAAAUUAGUUUAUGAAAAAUACAGAAUGCAAGAAAACAAAGAUACAAAGGUGUGCAAGUUUUGCAAAGUAAUGAACCAGAGACGACGCAGAAAACAGAGAGAUUAAUGCCAGAAUGAUUGUUUAUCGUCCAUCCACCUCCUCGUCCAUUUAACAUUCCUUGUUCUCAUGACUUAUCCAUCCUCUUUAUCAUUCAUAAUUCCUUUUGUUUCUGGUUUAAUUGUCUAAUCUGCUAAAUUCAUCCACGAUUUAUAUCUCACCCUCUUCCUCUCCACUACCUUCUUGCGCUGGCUGGCCCG
This is a messenger RNA of Myxozyma melibiosi, 619 nucleotides long. RefSeq lists its product as uncharacterized. The transcript is spliced from 3 exons. Gene Ontology annotation, biological process: post-translational protein targeting to membrane, translocation; protein targeting. Gene Ontology annotation, cellular component: Ssh1 translocon complex; membrane. The record is from RefSeq and is a predicted model, not a curated record. Lineage: Eukaryota; Fungi; Ascomycota; Lipomycetes; Lipomycetales; Lipomycetaceae. Gene Ontology annotation, molecular function: transmembrane protein transporter activity. The coding region runs from base 119 to 325 and encodes 68 amino acids.